Caretta caretta (loggerhead turtle) is the source of this 5626-nucleotide messenger RNA. It is a transcript of the gene PYGB, whose product is annotated as glycogen phosphorylase B. NCBI's taxonomy places the organism in Eukaryota, Metazoa, Chordata, Testudines, Cheloniidae. The record is from RefSeq and is a predicted model, not a curated record. Gene Ontology annotation, molecular function: glycogen phosphorylase activity; pyridoxal phosphate binding. Gene Ontology annotation, biological process: glycogen catabolic process. Gene Ontology annotation, cellular component: cytoplasm.
CCGAGCGAGCCCCCGGCCCCGCAGUCUCCGGCCCCGCAGCCCCGAGCGGGCCCCGCAGCCUCCAGCCCCGCAGCCCCGAGCGAGCCCCCGGCCCCGCAGCCUCCGGCCCCGCAGCCCCGAGCGAGCCCCCGGCCCCGCAGCCUCCGGCCCGAGCGAGCCCCGGCCCCGCAGCCCCGAACGAGCCCCGCAGCCUCCGGCCCCGGCCAUGGCGGCGCCCCGCAGCGACAGCGAGAAGAGGAAGCAGAUCAGCGUGCGGGGCAUCGCGGGGCUGGGCGACGUGGCCGAGGUGCGGAAAAGCUUCAACCGGCAUCUGCACUUCACGCUGGUCAAGGACCGCAACGUGGCCACCCCCCGCGACUACUUCUUCGCCCUGGCGCACGCGGUGCGGGACCAGCUGGUGGGGCGCUGGAUCCGCACCCAGCAACGCUACUACGAGCGCGACCCCAAGCGUAUUUAUUACCUGUCUCUGGAAUUCUACAUGGGCCGCACCCUGCAGAAUACAAUGGUGAACCUGGGUAUGCAGAAUGUCUGUGAUGAAGCCAUUUACCAGCUGGGUCUGGACUUGGAGGAGCUGGAAGAGAUUGAAGAAGAUGCUGGCCUGGGUAAUGGAGGGCUGGGUCGCCUGGCAGCUUGCUUCCUCGACUCCAUGGCGACGCUGGGGCUGGCAGCCUAUGGCUACGGGAUCCGAUAUGAAUUUGGCAUAUUUAAUCAGAAGAUUGUCGAUGGCUGGCAGGUGGAGGAAGCUGAUGAUUGGCUGCGCUAUGGCAACCCCUGGGAAAAAGCCCGCCCUGAGUAUAUGCUUCCUGUGCAUUUCUAUGGCCGAGUGGAGCACGCUGCGGAGGGCGUGAAGUGGAUUGAUACUCAGGUAGUUCUUGCCAUGCCUUAUGAUACCCCCGUGCCAGGAUACAAGAACAACACCGUGAACACAAUGCGGCUGUGGUCUGCCAAAGCACCCAAUGACUUCAACCUUCAGGAGUUCAAUGUGGGCGAUUAUAUCGAGGCUGUGUUGGAUAGAAACCUGGCAGAAAACAUCUCCCGAGUCCUGUAUCCGAAUGACAAUUUCUUUGAAGGGAAGGAGCUGCGGCUGAAGCAGGAAUACUUCGUGGUAGCUGCCACCCUGCAGGACAUCAUUCGCCGUUUCAAGUCUUCCAACUUCGGCUCCCGAGACCCAGUCAGGACGUGCUUUGAGACCUUCCCAGACAAGGUCGCCAUUCAGCUGAACGACACUCACCCAGCACUUUCCAUCCCGGAGCUCAUGCGGAUCCUAGUGGACGUGGAGAAAAUGGAGUGGGAGAAGGCCUGGGAGGUCACAAAGCGAACCUGCGCCUACACCAACCACACCGUGCUGCCUGAGGCCCUGGAGCGCUGGCCGGUCUCCAUGUUCGAGAAGCUGCUGCCGCGCCACCUGGAGAUCAUUUAUACCAUCAACCAAAGGCAUCUGGAUCAUGUGGCCGCCAUCUACCCUGGAGACCUAGACCGUCUGCGUAGGAUGUCCGUGAUCGAGGAAGGGGACUGCAAGAGGAUUAACAUGGCCCACCUCUGCGUGAUCGGCUCCCACGCCGUCAAUGGGGUGGCCAGGAUUCACUCCGAAAUCGUGAAGAAUUCCGUAUUCAAAGAUUUCUAUGAGAUGGAACCAGAGAAGUUCCAGAACAAGACGAAUGGCAUCACUCCGAGGCGUUGGCUCCUGCUGUGCAACCCAGGACUAGCAAGUGUAAUUGCUGAGAAAAUCGGAGAAGAUUUUGUAACCGAUCUGAGCCAGCUGAAGAAGUUACUGGAUUUUGUCACUGACGAGGUGUUUAUCAGGGAUGUGGCCAAAGUCAAACAGGAGAACAAGCUCAAGUUCUCUGCCUACUUGGAGGAGAAGUACAAGGUGAAAAUCAACCCGUCCUCCAUGUUUGACGUGCACGUGAAGAGGAUUCACGAGUACAAGAGGCAGCUCCUCAACUGCCUGCACAUCAUCACCCUCUACAACCGCAUGAGAAAAGACCCAUCAAAGUCCUUCGUGCCAAGGACUGUCAUGAUUGGAGGAAAGGCAGCUCCCGGCUACCACAUGGCCAAAAUGAUUAUCAAACUGAUCACGUCCAUCGGGGACAUCGUCAAUAACGAUCCCUAUAUAGGAGAUCGACUGAAAGUCAUCUUCUUGGAGAACUACAGGGUGUCCUUUGCUGAGAAAGUGAUUCCCGCGGCCGAUCUGUCCCAGCAGAUCUCCACGGCUGGCACCGAGGCCUCAGGCACGGGGAACAUGAAGUUCAUGCUGAACGGGGCCCUCACCAUCGGGACCAUGGACGGGGCCAACGUGGAGAUGGCGGAGGAAGCCGGCGAGGAGAAUCUGUUCAUCUUCGGCAUGCGGGUGGAGGACGUGGAGGCAUUAGACAAGCGAGGGUACAAUGCUAGGGAAUACUACGAGCGCAUUCCGGAGCUGAGACAAGCCAUCGACCAGCUCAGCAGCGGCUUCUUCUCGCCUAGAGACCCUGGCUGCUUCCGGGAUGUCGUCAAUAUGUUGAUGAACCACGACAGAUUUAAAGUGUUUGCCGACUACCAGGCCUACAUGGAGUGUCAAGGCCACGUUGACCAACUGUACAGGAAGCCAAGAGAGUGGACUAAGAAGGUCAUCAAGAACAUCGCUUCCUCAGGGAAGUUUUCCAGCGACAGGACGAUCACCGAGUAUGCCAGAGAAAUCUGGGGUGUGGAGCCAUCAGCUGUGAAGAUCCCCCCACCUAACAUCCCCAGGGAUUAAGCUUGGCACUAAAUGUGUGUCUGGUUGAUCCAGGCUUAAGGUGCUUCUGGUUUCCAGCUAUGUUUGCACAGAUGAACUUAACACCAGUUGAGGGUCUGGAAUCUAUAAAAUAGGGCAUUUGCCAGGGAGAAGAGGCGGGUGCUUUUAAUAAGAGCAGAGAGGAGAGAUGUUGGCCAAAGCCUUGUGUGUGAAAACAGGUAAAACAAAAGGAGCAGCAGGAAACCUGGUUAGAACUAAGGCCAUUCUGUCUGUUACUCAGUUAACCAACUUGCAUGUCCUGUACCGUGUUGAGUGAGCUAAUGGCUGCCUAGGCUUCCUGAAGAUACAUCCCAUGCUAGGCCAAGCACUUAGUGAAAUUCUUGUUUUCCCCUUCCGUAGAAAGGCUGCUCUAAUCUCUAUAGAGGGGGUGAUCACUGAACACCCUGCUCAGAUGAUCUGCCAGCAUGGUCUGAACCUGCCCACGCCUCCUACCCCACCAGUCGUUGCUAGGAGCCUCACCUGGGUUCUUACACCUUCUAGCCACAGUCAGCGCUGGGACACUGGUUAGGUGAAGCAGGAGUGGAACCAACACAGGUCAUUUUCCCUAUUUAAAGGUAAAUGACCCCACUCUAGCCAAGUGUCUGGUUUUGCUGCAUGGGGUGAAAGAGGAUUAAACUCCACUAGCCAGCAGGCCCAUUUUAAUGAUCAAGAAAUGAGAUUUAUUUAUUUUUAAACUGCCCCGUAGGAAACUUGCAGAAGGAGCUGACAGGCUCUGUGUGCGCACAGCAGGGGGCUUUUGGAGCACACCUGAGCCCUAACCUCAUGGUUGUUUCUGCAUCUAGCAGCCCCAGGUGGGGUGUGUUUUUCAUGCUGAAAGGAGGCAGCUACUGGACUUCAGCCAAGAUUGAAACCACCUGCUUUCCUUACCAAAGACUGCACCUCAUUUGAAUUAAAAAGCAGCUUGCAGACAGCAAUUAAAUAUGGAGGUGCCCCCUGGAGCUGUUAUAGAUCCUGGUCUAAGGCACUAUCUUGCUCCAAGUGGUGUCUGUAGAGCUGCUAUGAAGGCAUGUGAGAUUGUAUUAGCUUUCAUCAAGCAGUUUGUGGCUGGGCCUGGAUUGCGCUCCUGUUUCCACUUUGUAACGCCUACAAGGCCCAUGCUGGCCGAAGGGCUUACUGGUCUCUGAAGAAAUACUUGCAAGCACCAGCCUGUAAACGCUGUGCUUGUGAGAUAGCAUGGCGGGGCUGGAUGGCUUCUGAGGCAUGUGGCCACAGGCACAGGGCGAAGAGGAACCCAUCAGCUUAGCACUUCCCCUGGCUUCCCAAGCCCUGCCUGAACCCAAGAUCCAUUUUUGUUGUUGGUGCAGUUGUUGGCCCCGCAGUAAGGGACAAAGACACUGUCACUUUCCCUCUGGCCAAGGGCCCUGCAGUUACUGUGCUGGCCAAGGGCCCUCGCUGGCCACGCUGACCUGUUCCUGCACAGAACUGCUGCAUCCCCUUUUCUACCCCACCCAAGCCCAACUGUCUGUGUGACCUAUGCCCAGAACAAGCCAUCGCCCACCCUGGGGCAUUGGCUACCAACCAGACCACCUCCAUCAAGGAAAGAGGCCCAAAGCUGGGACCAUCAGCUAGCAGGCAAGUCACUUCCCCCAAAGCCCUUCAGUCUGCUCAGAGCUAUAAGGCAGGGUCAGGACAGCCUGGCAGGCAGCAACCCCCUGCUACAGGGACCAUGACAGCCCCAGUGCUCUUAGUAGCUGCCCCUGUUGUCCAAUAGGGGAAAAGGCCUGGAACAGUAUGGAUGGGCUCUACAGCAAGGGGCCUCCACAGCCCAGGGAAGGACCCGAGUAUUAGGCUCCAUGUAUGUUAUCAGCCGCAGCUGGACUCCAUCACAGCCCAUGCGUUGCUGGAAUUUGAAGCUCCUAUUGCUGGAAGAGCCAGGUUCCUGCAUGGUCUCCCUUGGCCCAGCUCACCCAGAGCAAGCCCGAUCUGAUACGAUAACUGCAUUGUCCUCGCCAAGCCUCCCCCCAUGCAUUUCCUUAGUCCUACGAGUGGAGCCAGGAAAAGCACAGUCAGUAGGAACCUCAGUACAGGUGAGGCUCUGGGCCCAGGAGCUGACUGCCAAAUACAGAAUUGCUGGGAAAGCUCAUCUGCAAUAGCACACCUGAAAUUAAGUCACUGUGUCCAGGCUGGCGUGCCUUUGCUGUGACCAUUGAUGUGUUACGUCUCUAUGCCCAUGAGCAGAGAAAAGGACUAAGCCCGUCACUUCCCAGCGAGGAAGGGGAUACACUUUUGGUGUGCAUUGAAAUCAAGUACAGUCCCUUCUUUAAAUGAUCAAAAAGACCAACCCCUAAGUCCACUUAACAAUUUUUCACUGUAGUGUUGUUGCAGCCAUGUUAGACCGAGAAUCGUGGAGAGACAAGAUGGGUGAAAAAGGGCUUUUAAUGGCUCAUGAGCUGGAGAAGACCUGAAGAGCUCAGUGUAGCAUUAUCUCACUCACCUUGUGGCUCUAGGAUUUUUAAAUGCUGUCAAAUUUCUUGAGUAUACAACGCUACGUCUGCUAAAGAAUGUACCGUACUUCAUCUGCAUGCAGCUGCUGAUCUACUUCCAUUGUGUUUUGUGUUGAUCUGUACUAGGCGGAGUACUUGCUGGAUUGUCAAUGCAUUACUCACAUUUCAUAGUCUGUGUUCCACAAACUGGGAUAUUUGAACUGCAGAUCAGCUCGUACUGAGCAGGAACGUGGAAGGUUUUGAAAUUAGAGCAUCCCAGUUGCUUCCGUAUCAGCCUCUAAUGGGACAUGCAAAUAGAUUUAGUGUAUUGUUUCAACAUGCUGGCAUGAAGUAUGGAUAUUAAUCUGUGUAGUGAAUCUGUGUUCCUCACUUGUGCAUUGGAAACUGAUUAAAACAAUCAAAAUGC